Nelumbo nucifera (sacred lotus) is the source of this 977-nucleotide messenger RNA. RefSeq names its product DUF1442 family protein (DUF1442). The record is from RefSeq and is a predicted model, not a curated record. NCBI's taxonomy places the organism in Eukaryota, Viridiplantae, Streptophyta, Magnoliopsida, Proteales, Nelumbonaceae.
UGCCAGCUUAAAAGUUGAGGAAUCCAUCAAACACCAUAACAGAGAAGAACCAACCAAAGUAGAGAAACAGGAAAACAAAUGGCUUGUUGGUCUGCUGAAAACGCCACCCAAGCUUACCUCCGAACUGUGAAAAUGGGAAAGAGAGCUAAGGAGCCAGAUGUGGCCGAGUUCGUAUCUGCACUGGCCGCCGGAAACAGCUCGCAAGUCAUGGUAGAGGUAUGCGCAGGAGUUGCAGGCGCAACAACCAUAGCACUGGUUGCCGCCGCUCAUCAGACGGGCGGCCAGGUGGUGUGCAUCCUUCCUGGGCUGGAGGAGCUCCAUUUGUCGGAAGAAGCUUUAGGACCCAACGCUGACUGCGUUGAGUUCGUUGCUGGGGACGCCAAAUCCAUCUUGGUGAACAAUUACAUAGGAGCAGAUUUUGUGCUCAUAGAUUGUACUCUGGAGGGCCAUGAAGGUGUCUUCGGAGUGGUGCAGGCGAGUGCAAAGAAGAAGGGUGGGGCGGUGGUCGUGGGCUACAAUGCGUGCAAGGGGUCUGGGUGGAGGAGUGAUGAUGAGUCCAAGACCCAGUUGCUGCCCAUUGGGGAGGGGUUGCUGGUGAGCCGUAUUCCGGCGACUACCAAAAUUAGGGGUGGCGACGGUGGCAGCACCGGCAGAAGGAGUCGAUGGGUUGUCACAGUAGACAAGUGCACAGGUGAAGAGCAUGUGUUUAGAAUCACUUCAGCCCACCGGAACGGGAUUCAAACUUAGAUCUAUCCUCUGCGUCUAUCUCCCCUUCUAGCUACAAUAUAUAGAAGUGGACGAGAGAGAGAGAGAGAGAGAGAGUCUCGACUGUAAAUAUAGUUUAAUUAUGAUAUGCAUAUGGAUUACCUAUAUAAGCCUUGAAAAUUUUGUUAAUUAAGCAAAUAUUUUCUGGGGUGUGAUAUCGAUCGAUCUGUCAUCUGAGAUGGCCACUUUUGCUUUGCCCAGGAGAAUGAAGA